Molecule: messenger RNA, 3439 nt
Organism: Nomascus leucogenys (northern white-cheeked gibbon)
Lineage: Eukaryota; Metazoa; Chordata; Mammalia; Primates; Hylobatidae
Gene: INCENP
Product: inner centromere protein
Exons: 19
Coding region: 88-3093 (1001 amino acids)
Biological process (GO): positive regulation of protein serine/threonine kinase activity; metaphase chromosome alignment; mitotic cytokinesis
Cellular component (GO): midbody; chromosome passenger complex; nucleus
Molecular function (GO): protein serine/threonine kinase activator activity
Source: RefSeq, a predicted model, not a curated record
UUUAUUACUUGACCUGGGAGGUGGUUUUUCAGGAAUGUUUUUGGUAGAGUAAUAAGCUGCUUAACUGUUUUGUGCACUUUUUAAAAGAUGUGUUCUAUAUUUCGCAAUACAAAUGGAUUUUUUUUUUUUUUUUUUUAUAAAGAGAAAACUUCAUUCGGGAUAAGCUGGGGGUGUCCGAGAGAAGCCAGGACCCACUCCCAGGCGCACACCACCAUCUGCAGCCCGACCCCCUCCUCGGGCCGGCUGAGCGGCCUCGCGGGUCACCAGACUCCCAGAACGACGGCUGCAGGCCCCAGAGUCCACGAGGACAGAGCCACCAUGGGGACGACAGCCCCAGGGCCCAUUCACCUGCUGGAGCUAUGUGACCAGAAGCUCAUGGAGUUUCUCUGCAACAUGGAUAAUAAGGACUUGGUGUGGCUUGAGGAGAUCCAAGAGGAGGCCGAGCGCAUGUUCACCAGAGAGUUCAGCAAAGAGCCAGAGCUGAUGCCCAAAACACCUUCUCAGAAGAACCGACGGAAGAAGAGACGGAUUUCCUAUGUUCAGGAUGAAAACAGAGAUCCCGUCAGGAGAAGGUUAUCCCGCAGAAAGUCUCGGACCAGCCAGCUGAGCUCCCGACGCCUCCGCAGCAAGGACAGUGUAGAGAAGCUGGCUACAAUGGUGGGGGAGAAUGGCUCCGUCCUGCGGCGUGUGACCCGUGCUGCGGCUGCGGCUGCGGCUGCUGCAGCCACCGUGGCAUUGGCUGCACCUUCUUCGCCCACCCCUGAGUCUCCCACGAUGCUGACCAAGAAGCCCGAGGAUAACCACACCCAGUGCCAGCUGGUGCCUGUGGUGGAGAUCGGCAUCAGUGAGCGCCAGAAUGCUGAGCAGCAUGUCACCCAGCUCGUGUCCGCCCAGCCUCUGCCCCGCACUCUGUCCCCGACUCCGGCUUCAGCCACAGCUCCAGCCUCCCAGGGCAUCCUGACAUCAGAUGAGGAAUCAACACCUAAGAAGUCAAAGGCCAGGAUACUGGAGUCCAUCACAGUGAGCUCCCUGAUGGCUACACCCCAGGACCCCAAGGGUCGAGGGGUCGGGACGGGGCGGUCUGCGUCUAAGCUCAGGAUUGCGCAGGUCUCCCCUGGCCCACGGGACUCGCCAGCCUCUCCAGACUCUCCAUGGCGGGAGCGGGUGCUGGCUCCCAUCCUGCCGGAUAACUUCUCCACGCCCACGGGCUCUCGCACGGACUCUCAAUCGGUGCGGCGCAGCCCGAUCGCCCCGUCCUCCCCGAGUCCCCAAGUCUUAGCCCAGAAGUACUCUCUGGUGGCCAAACAGGAAAGUGUUGUCCGCAGGGCGAGCAGAAGGCUUGCCAAGAAGACUGCCGAAGAGCCAGCUGCCUCUGGCCGCAUCAUCUGUCACAGUUACCUGGAGAGGCUCCUGAAUGUUGAGGUGCCCCAGAAAGUUGGUUCUGAGCAGAAGGAGCCCUCCGAGGAGGCUGAGCCUGUAGUGGCAGCUGAGCCAGAGGUCCCUGAGAACAACGGAAAUAACUCGUGGCCCCGCAAUGAAGCGGAGAUUGCCAACAGCACACCCAACCCGAAGCCUGCAGCCAGCAGCCCAGAAACACCCUCUGCAGGGCAGCAAGAGGCCAAGACGGACCAAGCAGAUGGACCCAGAGAGCCACCGCAGAGUGCCAGGAGGAAGCGCAGCUACAAGCAGGCGGUGAGUGAGCUGGACGAGGAGCAGCACCUGGAGGAUGAGGAGCUGCAGCCCCCCAGGAGCAAGACCCCUUCCUCACCCUGCCGGGCCAGCAAGGUGGUGCGGCCCCUCCGGACCUUUCUGCACACAGUGCAGAGGAACCAGAUGCUCAUGACCCCGACCUCAGCCCCCCGCAGCGUCAUGAAGUCCUUUAUUAAGCGCAACACUCCCCUGCGCAUGGACCCCAAGUGCAGCUUCGUCGAGAAGGAGCGGCAGCGCCUGGAGAACCUGCGGCGGAAGGAGGAGGCCGAGCAGCUGCGCAGGCAGAAGGUGGAGGAGGACAAGCGGCGGCGGCUGAAGGAGGUGAAGCUGAAGCGUGAGGAACGUCUCCGCAAGGUGCUGCAGGCCCGCGAGCGGGUGGAGCAGAUGAAGGAGGAGAAGAAGAAGCAGAUUGAGCAGAAGUUUGCUCAGAUCGACGAGAAGACUGAGAAGGCCAAAGAAGAGCGGCUGGCGGAGGAGAAGGCCAAGAAAAAGGCGGCGGCCAAGAAGAUGGAGGAGGUGGAGGCGCGCAGGAAGCAGGAGGAGGAGGCGCGUAGGCUCAGGUGGCUGCAGCAGGUGCGAGCGCAGGAGGAGGAAGAGCGGCGGCACCAAGAGCUGCUGCAGAAGAAGAAGGAAGAGGAGCAGGAGCGGCUGCGGAAGGCGGCCGAGGCUAAGCGGCUGGCAGAGCAGCGGGAGCAGGAGCGGCGCGAGCAGGAGCGGCGCGAGCAGGAGCGGCGGGAGCAGGAGCGGCGGGAGCAGGAGCGGCGAGAGCAGGAGCGGCAGCUGGCGGAGCAGGAGCGGCGGCGGGAACAGGAACGGCUCCAGGCCGAGAGGGAGCUGCAGGAGCGGGAGAAGGCCCUGCGGCUGCAGAAGGAGCGGCUGCAGAAGGAACUGGAGGAGAAGAAGAAGAAGGAAGAGCAGCAGCGUCUGGCUGAGCGGCAGCUGCAGGAGGAGCAAGAGAAGAAAGCCAAGGAGGCAGCAGAGGCCAGCAAGGCCCUGAACGUGACUGUGGACGUGCAGUCUCCAGCUUGUACCUCAUAUCAGAUGACUCCGCAAGGGCACAGGGCCCCUCCCAAGAUCAACCCAGAUAACUACGGGAUGGAUCUGAAUAGCGACGACUCCACCGAUGAUGAGGCCCAUCCCCGGAAGCCCAUCCCCACCUGGGCCCGAGGCACCCCGCUCAGCCAGGCUAUCAUUCACCAGUACUACCACCCACCGAAUCUUCUGGAGCUCUUUGGAACCAUUCUCCCGCUGGACUUGGAGGAUAUCUUCAAGAAGAGCAAGCCCCGCUAUCACAAGCGCACCAGCUCUGCUGUCUGGAACUCACCGCCCCUGCAGGGCGCCAGGGUCCCCAGCAGCCUGGCCUACAGCCUGAAGAAGCACUGAGGCUGGCCUGUGGCCUUCUUGGCAGCCUCACCUGCUGUCCGUGUCUAUCUAUCUGUCUGUCGGUCUCUGUCUUGGUCUGUUGCCCUCCUUCUUGGCAUGCCAUCGUGGAGGUCUCGGCCAGGUGUAUAUAAACGUCCUCUGUGCUGGGUGUUUCUGCUGCAGGUGGCAGGUGGCCCCAGGCCUGUUUGGAGGAUGGGCUGGGUGGGUGGGGAAGAAACGAGCCCAGCCCCACAUGGCCUGCAGACAGUGCUCUGUAAAUAGUUGUUUUAAUUUAGCUGAAUGUUAGCAUUUUAGUCUUUGGCAUUUUAGCACUUGGGAGGUAGAUUAAUAAAGUAUAUUCCUUCAA